Messenger RNA from Aegilops tauschii subsp. strangulata, 1726 nucleotides. Its product is annotated as probable homogentisate phytyltransferase 1, chloroplastic. Lineage: Eukaryota; Viridiplantae; Streptophyta; Magnoliopsida; Poales; Poaceae. Gene Ontology annotation, cellular component: membrane. The record is from RefSeq and is a predicted model, not a curated record. Gene Ontology annotation, molecular function: prenyltransferase activity.
ACAGUCCAACGAUUUGGACUUUGCGUCGCACGACUCUUUGGGGCUCUCCACCACCACUCCCUCCCUCCGUCCCCCGCCCGCUCUCCGUCUCACUGCCCACUCCCCACCCGCGCGCCGCCGCGGCGAUGGACUCGCUCCGCCUCCGGCCGUCCUCGCUCCGCUCCGCGCCCGGCGCCGCCGCCGCCGCCCGCCGGCGAGAUCAUAUUCUACCAUCAUUCUGUUCCAUCCAACGAAAUGGUGAAGGGCGAGUUUCUUUGUCCAUCCAAGCGUCCAAAGGCCCUACUGUUGACCGUUGUAAAAAAUUCUUGGAUUGGAAAUAUUCUAACUAUAGGAUAGCACAUCAAUCGCUAAAUACUUCUGCAAAUGCUGGUCAAUCACUACAGCCUGAAACUGAAGCACACGAUUCUGCAAGCAUCUGGAAGCCAAUAUCAUCUUCUCUGGAUGCGUUUUACAGGUUUUCUCGGCCACAUACCAUCAUAGGAACAGCACUAAGCAUAGUCUCAGUUUCCCUACUAGCUGUCGAGAGCUUAUCUGACAUUUCUCCCUUGUUCCUCACUGGUUUGCUGGAGGCAGUGGUGGCCGCUCUUUUUAUGAACAUCUAUAUUGUUGGAUUGAAUCAGUUGUUCGACAUUGAAAUAGACAAGGUUAACAAGCCAACUCUUCCACUAGCAUCUGGGGAAUACUCUCCUGCAAUGGGAGUUGCAAUAGUGUCAGUAUUUGCUGCUAUGAGCUUUGGCCUUGGAUGGGUUGUUGGAUCACCACCUCUGUUUUGGGCUCUUUUUAUCAGCUUUGUUCUUGGAACUGCUUAUUCAGUCAAUCUGCCGUACUUUCGAUGGAAGAGAUUUGCUGUUGUUGCAGCACUCUGCAUAUUAGGAGUGCGUGCGGUGAUUGUUCAACUGGCAUUUUUUCUCCACAUUCAGACAUUUGUUUUCAGAAGGCCGGCAGUCUUUUCGAAGCCAUUGAUAUUUGCAACUGCCUUCAUGACAUUCUUCUCAGUUGUAAUAGCAUUAUUCAAGGAUAUACCCGAUAUUGAAGGGGACCGCAUCUUUGGAAUUCAAUCUUUUAGUGUUAGAUUAGGUCAAAGCAAGGUUUUCUGGACUUGUGUUGGUCUACUUGAGGUUGCCUACGGUGUUGCGAUACUGAUGGGGGUAACUUCUUCCAGUUUGUGGAGCAAAUCUCUAACUGUCGUGGGCCAUGCAAUCCUCGCCAGCAUCUUGUGGAGCAGCGCACGGUCCAUCGAUUUGACAAGCAAAGCUGCGAUAACAUCCUUCUACAUGCUCAUCUGGAGGCUGUUCUACGCGGAGUACCUGCUCAUCCCUCUGGUGAGAUGAGGACCGACAAGCAGCCCCACGGAAGAACUUGAGUGCCGGAGUAAAGCUGUGCGAAUCCAUUUGAAUUUCGGAUGGUCACGGACCGCGCCCAAUAAAACUCCCCGAGCCUCGCCCCGGUACAUCGUUGAUUUUCCAGCCAUGGAUGGUGGGAUCACCUAGAUGGACAACCUCCCCAUGUACCCGAGCUGGGCCAGGUGAGCUUUAGUUAGUUGAUGCUAGCAACAACUCCUGCAGCAGGCACGCGGCUGCCUGGAAAAUAAGGCUCCCCACUCCCAAUUACAUUCUGUUGUACGUUUUAGAACUUGUGAAUUUUGCUCUGGUCCAUUGUUGUCUAGGAUGUUUGGAACAUUGCGCAGGGUUUCUUAAAUCUUACCGGGAGGGGUGAAUUGGCAAAA